AUGACCACCAACAUCGACGUGGCGAAGGAGAUCUACGCGCGGUUUGGCGCUGGUGACUUCGACGGAAUGGCUGCGCUCGCCACGGACGACACCGAGUGGCACGUCUGCACGGGCGCCCCCUACGGCGGCCAGCUCAACGGGAGGGCGCAGGUGCUGACGUGGGUGCGCGAUAAGCGCCAGAUCGCCAUGACCAGAUUCGAGCCCACCCGCUUCUUCGCCGACGGCGACGAAGUGGUGGUCUUCAUCAGCUGCGAGGGCACCGUUCAGUCCACCGCCAAAUCGAUCGCCAUCGAGAUGGUGCACCACAUGCGCUUUGUGGACGGCAGGGUGUCCUACCUGUACGAGUUCAACCACGACGCCCGCCUGGUCGCCGCCGCCUUCGAGCCCUAA
Messenger RNA from Acanthamoeba castellanii str. Neff, 390 nucleotides. Its product is annotated as ketosteroid isomeraselike protein. The record is from RefSeq and is a predicted model, not a curated record. The coding region runs from base 1 to 390 and encodes 129 amino acids. The transcript has a single exon. Lineage: Eukaryota; Discosea; Longamoebia; Acanthamoebidae.